UUUGCCAUGAAUUGGAAGACGAGCAGUGGUAGGUAGCUGUAGCCUUUUAAUGUUAGGCUGUAGGCUGAAGCUGCGAUGACAUGUUGCAUUGCUGCACAUGAACAACGGGGAGAAUCUCCGUUCCUUUCCUAUCUACGAAACUGAAAGCUGCUGAAGCUGAUUUGAGGGUCCGCUCGCAGGAUUAACGCUGCUGCAACACAGAAGAGACUGUGUGUUCCAUGGUUUGCAUUUCGCAGAGAUUGAGCGUUGGGGAGGUAAACCCGAUCACCUGGAUACGACCAGCGCUGUAGGUGGCACACCCUUUCAGAAGCUUUACUGCUAACUUCGAAUGGCGGCUACUUGAUACAAACUCCGUCUAUGCAGGAGUAAGGGCCCGCUUGCAGAUUAUCACUCCCCCUGUACAUCAAAUUGGAAACACAGUCACAUCAUGUAGUCAAAGACCUGCUUUGCAAAGGAAGCGGUGACCGCUGAACCCCCUGUAAGACUUUGAAUGGACCUCUCUGAGAUUGAGUGGGUCGAUGACAAGGAGUGGGCGGCACUGGAACAGGCCAUGGCUGCUGCCGUCCAGCAACGUGAUGCUCAUCGGCGCAAUGGGGUGGUCAAAUCUCACUUUGACAACGCAAAGGCUGUUUGCCAACCGUCCCGCCUGGAACCAGUCAAAACUCCAGAGAGGAGUAAGCUUGAAGCACAAGGGAAAGAUUUGCAAACAGGAGAGACAUCUGAUUCCAGGAAUACUGCUAGUGGGACAAGCUUUCAGGCAACCGAAGCUCCGCGCAGCGGUGGUGUAGCGGACCACUCUUUGGGGUCAAGUCAGCACGAGUGGCCUGAAGCGAUGUCGCUCUCAGAGUGGGUGCCCUCCCAACGGGGCUUCCCUGGCUUCUGGCCUGAUCACGCGACAGCUGGCGCUAUGGGUGCGACAGCUGGCGAGCGCUGUGUGACGGCCGCCGAGAACCGUGCGACAGCUGAGGAAGGCUAUGUGAAAACUGGCAAGGAUUGUGCAACAGUUGGCGUGGCACAAGUACAGAAAUGGACGGGAGGUGGACUGGGUGAUGCAUCGCAAGAGCCGGUCGGCCUUGCCUCGUCUGGGCGGCGAGACGGGCCCAAGAGUGGAGCGACGCCAUUGGCGGCAAGUGCAUUCACAGUGCCCCGCCCUGUUGCUGCAAUCAAUUCCUCUGGAAUAGCAGCGCCAGUCCCUGAGAGCAAUUCAAGUGCCCAGCCUCUUCCCCAAAUCUGCCCAGAUCCCGAUUCACUUCCAGAUCUUCCGAAAACCAUCGGAGACCAAACCCUUCCAAAGUGCGGCCAGGACGAUGGUCUCAGCGUCCGCCAGCUGCCCGCCUGGCUGACAUCAGCAAGGACGGCGGGGCCCCCCCAGGAGUGCACGCUACCGAUCAUGCGGUUCGGGGGAAGGAUUGUGUAUGCGGUCAGUCCCCAGGAAGUGGAAUGCUCCGCUCGGACGUUGCUGGAGGACUUGAGGGGGGGCGAUGCGUGCCUGGGGUUCGACAUUGAGUGGAAGGUGACGUUCAGGAGAGGCGAGACCCCUCAGAAGGCUGCGCUGAUCCAGCUGUGCCCCAGCGGGGCCUGCUGCUACCUCUUCCACAUCGCGCAUUCUGGGCUGACGUCAUCCCUGCGGGCCUUGCUUGACGAGCAAAGCGUUGGGAAGGCUGGCGCCGGCAUUUACGGAGACGCCCAGAAGCUGCGCCGAGACUUUGGCGUCUCGAUGGGGGGCCUGCGGGACCUGAGCGACUUGGCCAACGAGCGGCUGCAGCCGAAAGACGGCCCCAGGAAGUGGAGCCUUACGGCGCUCGCGCAAGAGGCGAUGCUGCAGCAGGUCGAGAAGCCGCCCAAGCAGCGCAUCAGCGACUGGGAGAGGCUCCCGCUCUCACCCGACCAGCGCCAAUAUGCGGCCACCGACGCGUAUGCUUCACUUCGCCUCUACCAGGUCCUCAUGUCGCUGCCAGCCCCUCCUCCCCGGCCCAUCCUCCGGCCACUUCCCCAGUCUGAGCUUAACUCUCUCGUUAACCCGGGGUUUAACCCGGGGCCUAACUCAGAGCUUAACCCGGGGGCAGAACCCACCUCGGAAGCAUGGAUCCCCGCAGUCCCCGAGCCGUCUUACCUUGCGCCGUCCAAAAUGGACGUUCACAGGUUGCAUUUGGACGGGUUAACGAUCGAAGAGAUUGCGGUUAAGAAGGGGGUAAGGGUAACCACGGUCGAGAGCUACUUGGUUGAAGCAACCCAGGCGGGGCUCGCGUACGCCUGGCAUCGGCUCGGGGUUAGCGACGCUGUUAGGGAGCGGAUUGAGCGCGCGGUCAAGGCGGAGUUAGAAGUAACUGAGGGCGGGGCUGAGGUAGAAAAUCGGGUUGGGCAAGGUUUAGGCGAGAGCGGGUUAGUAGAGGACCCCGGGCAGCCAAACGAGGUUGAGGAGGGGUUAAAUAGAAGUUUAGUAGGAGGGAACCCUGGGGCGCCGAGCGAAAGGGGUCGUGGAGUAAGUUCCCAGUUUGCUGGCAUUGCCCAGCCGCUCCUUAAGGGCGCCGAAAGCUGUUCCGAAGACAGAUGGGCUGGAGGGAGCUUUGAUGGGCUCAGGAUGACGUCAGCAGGGGACAAAAGCGCGGAUUGCUUUGACAAGAUAAGGUUGAAGGCGGUUAUGGAGAGGAUACCGCCCGAAGAGAGCGUGACCUUUCCGCAGGUUCGGUUGGUGGUGGCGCAUAUUGCGAGGCAGGCCGGCGCUAAUAUGAGGCGGCAAAAGCGGAUGCGGUUGCUUGAGUCCUGUGAGCCUAAUUAAUCUAGUUGGUCUAGGAUUCGGUGGAACUGGACGCUUUAUGCGCAUACAGUGUCCUUGAUGAUUGCGUAGUCGUUCUUCGAAAUCUUGAUUUGUGUAUGCUUCCUUUGGCGGCGCAGGGCUAUCUGGUUGCUUCAAACGAUUGUAAGGGCCUCGAUCACUGCUUCAAUCCAGGAUUCAUAUCUUGUCGUACUUUGGAUUCAACAGAUUAAGGGGGUUGGAAGCCUUAGGGUAUUUGUCACCUAGAUCGAUCCUUCAACAAUCAGUAUGGACAACGACUUAAGUAAUAUCAUCAUGCAUGCUCCGGGCGGUUAGCCUUGUUUGGCCCAAGAUAAGGCAACU
Messenger RNA from Klebsormidium nitens, 3118 nucleotides. Lineage: Eukaryota; Viridiplantae; Streptophyta; Klebsormidiophyceae; Klebsormidiales; Klebsormidiaceae. The record is from the annotation of a GenBank genome assembly.